Messenger RNA from Alternaria atra, 1671 nucleotides. RefSeq lists its product as uncharacterized. Gene Ontology annotation, molecular function: transmembrane transporter activity. The transcript has 8 exons. Gene Ontology annotation, cellular component: membrane. The record is from RefSeq and is a predicted model, not a curated record. The coding region runs from base 1 to 1671 and encodes 556 amino acids. Lineage: Eukaryota; Fungi; Ascomycota; Dothideomycetes; Pleosporales; Pleosporaceae. Gene Ontology annotation, biological process: transmembrane transport.
AUGGCGUCGCUUACAACUAAGAGUGGUGAUGUUGAGCUGACCGUUACGUCGUCUCGGUCCACGGACAGAAAAGAUGAUCUUGCACUUGCGAGACUGGGGAAGAAAGCUGUGCUGAAGCGUCGAUUCGGUUUUCUAUCUAUCCUAGGCUUCAGCUGUACUGUCUUGAUCACCUGGGAGGGAUCUCUUGUGUUAUUCCUGGUUGGCUUCCAGAAUGGUGGUCCGGCUGGCGUCAUUUAUGGCUACCUUACUGUAUGGGUCGGUACCGUAUCCGUUUUCAUGGUUCUCAGCGAGCUUGUGUCAAUGGCACCUACAUCGGGUGGUCAAUAUCAUUGGGUGUCUAUGCUCGCACCUCGAAACUCUCAGAAACUGCUGAGCUACAUUUCAGGAUGGCUUACACUUUGCGGCUGGCUGGCAUCCCUCGGCUCCGGCGCCUUCCUCACCGGCGGCCUCAUCCAAGGCCUCCUAAUGCUUUGCCAACCCGAUACCUACGUCCCUCAAAACUGGCAUGUCACCCUCCUUUACUGGGCCAUCAUUGCCUUUUGUGUCUUCAUCAACAUUGCUGCUGGAUGGCUACUACCCAAGUUCGAAGGCGCGCUACUUAUAUUGCACAUCCUGGGUUUCUUUGCCAUUCUGAUUCCUUUGUUGGUGCUUGGGCCGCAGGGAAAUGCUAAGGAGAUAUUUACGACUUUUGUGAACUUGGGGGGUUGGCAGACGCAGGGAUUGAGCUUUUGUAUUGGAAUUAUGGGUAGUGUUUUUGCGUUUGUUGGUGGUGAUGGGCCGAUUCACUUGUCCGAGGAGAUCCACAACGCGCAGAUCGUUGUGCCUCGUUCCAUCAUGACGGGAAUCGCCAUCAACGGCUCUCUUGGUUUCGCGAUGAUACUUACUGUGCUUUUCCGCAUGGGUAAUCUCGACGAAGUGUUGGAGGAAAACCCCGCUUUCCCUUUCAUGGCUAUAUUCCACCGCGCCGUGCAAUCACGCUCUGGUGCCGCAGUCAUGGCAUCUAUCGUCAUGGUACUUACCAUCAGUGCGAACGUAGGCUUCUCCGCCUCAACAUCAAGAAUCUGUUGGGCGUUUGCAAGAGACAGAGGAUUACCUGGAUGGCGAACUUUAAGCAAGGUCAGCGACCGUACGUCCAUCCCCGUCUACGCAGUAGCAGUCACAAGCUUUAUCGCCUGCCUCCUCGCCCUUGUGAACAUCGGAUCGACUGUCGCUUUCAACGGUGUAAUCUCCGUCGCCAUCGCCGGCCUCUUCUCCUCCUACCUACUCACAUCGUCCCUCCUCCUCUACCGUCGCUGCACCGGCGCCAUCCUCGCCCCCAGCGAAGCCUUCGACACAAAUACCAUAUCCACAACGACCAGCGACGGUAUGGUACGUGCUGUAUGGGGCCCUUGGCGUCUUCCCGGCGCGAUAGGCAUCGCGAACAACGUUUUCGCUUGUGCAUAUCUUAGUUUCGUUUUCUUCUUUAGCUUUUGGCCAACGUUUGCGGAGGUUACGCCUGCGAAUAUGAACUGGGCGAUUCUGGUUACGGGGGCGAUUGCGGUGCUUAGUGCGGUUUAUUAUGCGGUUUGGGCGAGGAAGACGUAUCAUGGGCCUGUUGUUGAGAUCGAUGAGCGGGAUAUGAGUGGGCAGGUUAGUGUGGAGGAGCAGCGUCAUGAGCUGGGUAGUAAGUAG